AUGGCUUAUGCCCAAAAGAUUAUGGGUAUAGAUGUCUUAUUUCCAUAUGAGAAGCCAUAUAAGUCUCAAGAAGUCGUUAUGGAGAAGACAAUCAAAGGAAUUGCUUCAAAUCAUAACGCAUUAAUUGAAUCUCCAACUGGAACAGGCAAAACGUUAGCACUUUUGAGUGCUUCUCUAGCAUAUCAACAUGUUGAUCCGAAACUUGAUUCUAUUAUCUACACAAGUCGUACACAUACUCAAUUAAAACAAGUAAUUAGCGAAUAUAAGAGACUUCCUUAUAAAGUACAAAUGACAGUUCUUGCGUCAAGAAAACGUUUAUGCAUUAAUGAUGAAGUCAGAGAGUCUCCAAAUACAGAUAUCAACUGCUAUAUCUUGACACAUCCAAAAACAGUCAACGGUGUUACACAGGAGCAAUGUCCGUAUUUCGUACAUGCACAAGUCGAAAAAGCUCCACGCUCUCUCACUAUUGAAGGAGAUUUACCAAAAUUUGAUCUUGAAGAGUUAUUUCAAUACGGGAAAAGACAUGCUGCAUGUCCAUACUAUCUUGCAAAAAACUUAAAAUCAUCAGCAAAAAUCAUUUUUAGUCCUUACAAUUAUUAUCUCGAUACAAUCUUUUCUUCUGAGUUUCUUACAAACUCGAUUUUGAUAUUCGAUGAAGCUCAUAACAUUGAAAAUGCAGCUCGUAACAUUGCUACCUUUAAAAUGCCAUUCGAACUCUUAACUCGAAUCAAUAUCAGCGCAAAACAAAUUGCUGAGCGAAAAUCUGAUCGUUUCGGAGUCAAAAUAUACAAUAAUAUGAUCAAAUUAACCAACAGUUUCCUCGAAUUCAUGUUACAACAAUGGGAAUAUUAUUUAAAACGAAAACAAGUAGAAGGGAAGACACAUAUUGCAUAUCAUAACCUUUCUCACAUCAUCGGACCUGAUGUUUCGGCUCUUGGACAUGAUUUUGUCGAUUAUUCAAAUCCGGAAGUAGCAACACCAACGAAUUCGAUACUUUACGACCCACCAGAGUUGAUAACAUUUGCUAGUCAACUAGGCAAAUGCUUGAAACUUAUUACUCCUCAAAAACAAGAAUCAUUUGUUUAUAUCUUUGUUCCUGGAGAGAAUAUCAAUGCAUCAUCCUUCGAGAUCUCAUGUUUGGAUCCAUCAGUCGUAUUCGAACAAGCUGGGAAAUCAGCCAAAUCCAUAAUUCUCGCAUCAGGUACUUUAAGUCCACAACAAUCCUUUGAAUCUGAACUUGGUUUACCUUUUCCCAUAAAAGCUUCGGUUCCUCAUGUCAUUUCACCUGACCAAGUAAAGCUUUAUCAGAUCGUUGGAACAAAUGGUCGAAGAAUGACUUCACUUUUUGAUGAAAUGGAGAAGAGGGGUAAGCAAAUAUUAUUAGAUUUCGGUCGUGGUGUCCUGAGCAUCGUUAAAAACACUGAUGGCGGUGUUUUAGUCUUCAUGCCAAGUUAUGCAGUGAGAGAAAAGAUGAUGAAGGUAUGGAGAAAAGCCGGAAUUGCAGAACAGAUAUAUAAGGAAAGAUGGAUCUUCAACGAAGAACAAGGAAAAGACAUGAAAAAAGUUAUUUCUGAUUAUAAAAAUUGCAAAGGAAGGGCAGUUUUAUUCGCUAUAUGCAAAGGAAGUAUUGGUGAAGGUAUAGACUUCUCUGACUACCAUGCAAGAGCCGUUGUUUGCUUUGGAAUUCCUUAUCCACCGUCAAAAGAACAAGAAAUUAUACAAAAAAGGCUUUUUAAUAACAAGAACAGGCCAAAGUAUAAUGGUAAAUUGUGGUACAACGGUCAGGGUAUGAGAACUUUGUUCCAAGUCCUUGGAAGAGUAAUUCGACAUUCCCAAGAUUACGGAGCUCUCUUUGUUUUUGAGGACAGAUUGCAUCCACAAAGAGACUUUCCUUCAUGGAUGACGAGAAACAUUGAACAAACUUAUAAAACAGCUGAUGAAGCAAUUAAUGAUUUCAUUCUCUUCCAACAAAAGAUGAAAUCAAUGUUCGAUGGUAAGCAAGAAAUAGACUACAACCAGUCAACACCGAAUUACAUCCCAUCAGCCCUUGUCAACACCCAAAAACCUCAGAAUCAGUCACUCGACCAAAAGGGAACUUCCCUCCUAUCAUCUGACGAUCAAAAACCUCUCAAUCAAAAUUCAAUAGUUACUCAGUAUAUCAGCGACCAAAUUCGAUCAUGUUCGAAUCAAGCACCUUACAUGUCAACACCAAUUGUAAGAGAACAUCCAGUUCCUCCUCCUCCACCUAAAUACAAUCAACAAAACACUGCUGUUGAAAACAAACAGAGUCCAAAAACAGAAAAUAAGAACAUUUUUGGAAAAUUCUAUGAUUUAUGUAAAUCACUUCUUGGAACAACACAAGAAAACAACAAUAACAACAAUAAUAAUCAAGAAAAUGAAGAAUUGGUUGAACAAAAUGUUGAAGAAAGUCCAGAACCUGAAAGGGAACAAGAAUCACGUAUUGUUGAUGUGAUUGAUCUUGUUUCUUCAUCAGAUGACAGUGAUGAACCAAUAUAUAUUGGUGAUGAAGAAGAGGAUGAACCAAAAAUUGAACAAUCGGUUCCAGAAAAGAAACCAAAACCAUAUCCUUUGGAUCAUGUUCCAACAACUCUUGAAACAAUUAGAAAUUCUUAUUUACCGACAUUGACAAAUAUUCCAUGGUUUGCGGAACUUUCCACUUCAUUUGGUUUCCAAGAAUUGCUCGCUCAAGAUGAUUUCAAAUACGCUUUCUUUGACAGUGAUUUCAUUGAUUCACUAGAAAGACCUGAAAUAAGAAGAGAAAUCAUGGAAGGAAAAAUGCCUUCUUCAAUUCCAAAUUUCGUAAAAGAUCUAGAACCUCAAAAAUUAGAAAUUCCUCUCAGAUUUGUGAAAAAUAAUAAUUCAACACCUGUAAAAGCUGAACCUCCUGUUAAAAACUCAAAUAGAGUGGCAAAACUUGAAAUGCCUCCAAAAAGUGAUGUCAAAUCUGUCAAAACCGAAACAAAACCGAUAAAGCCAGUCACGCCCGUAAAAAGUGAAGUCAAACCUGAACCAAAACCUGUCAAAACAGAAACCAAAAUAAUACAUGUUAAAAAUGAAACAAUAAAACCUACCACGCCUGUAAAAAGUGAAGUCAAAACUGAAACAAAAAUUGUCAAAGCAGAAACACCUGUAAAAAGUGAAUUUAAGCCCAUAAAAUCCGAAACAAAAAUAGUUAAAGUUGAACCAAAACAUGUCAAAGCAGAAACAACUCCUGUUAAAGCUGAAACAAAACCUAAAAUAGAUCCAAAAAUAAUUCAUUUCAAAAAUGAAAUUAAAAAUGUCAAAAGUGAAGUGAAACAAGAGAAUGCGUUAACCAUUGUUGCUCCAGUAGAAAGCAAGCCAUUAUCAUCUGUAAUUAUUCCUAUAACUAAUCCUGAUCCACAAACAAAAUUUGAACAAAUAAAAAAGGAUCACAAUAUUACUCCAUCACAAAUUCAUCAAAUUUCUUCAUCAACUGUUGUUGCUCGUCCUCCAUCGAAUCCUUCUUUGCUUCCUCAACAACCAACAACACGACGAAUCACUCCAGAAACUCAUCAAAAAACAACAGUUUCUCAGCAAAAUGUUCAACAGAGAUAUACAUCAAAUUCACAAGCUUUUAAUCCACAACAAAAUUAUGUUUCUCAAUCAAACAACACACAGAUUUAUUUAUAUAACCAACAGAACUAUCCAAUGCAACAGAACCAGCCAUUCAUUCCUCAACAACAACCGCAAGCAAUCAAUGGUUAUUAUCCUUAUUAUAACUAUAACCAAUUCAAUCCUUAUUUGCAGCGUCCUCAACCAGUUCCUCCUCCUUAUUCUCCUUUCGCUCCUCGUAAUCCAGAAGUAAUUGCUCCUCCUUUAACUAAUAAUACUCCUAAUACAACAACAAAUGAUACAAAUAAGAAAUAUGAUUUGACAAUUUGUUGUAUAAAUUGUAAAUGUCAAUUAGCUGAUAUAAAGAGUAUUAAAGAAUGCGAAUUUAAGACACCAAGAAAAAUUGGAUACAUGGUUUUGGUUGGUGUUUCUAAACCUCCUGUUGUUUUCCAAGUUUCUAGAUCGAAUAUGGCGAAUUCAAACUUGGCAAUAGGAAAAGAUGAAUAUUCUAAUGAUGAUAAAUGCGCUUACAACAAAGUUUAUUGUAAGUGUGGAAUGUUACUUGGAGCAUCAAUUAAAGCUGCUUCAAAGAAAGAUUUUAAUGAUGUCGAAUCAGUAAUGUUUUUGGCAUCAAAAAUUACAGUAAAUAUGUGCGGUAAACUCGUUUCUCUUACCGCAUUGAAUGAAGUUUAG
Molecule: messenger RNA, 4287 nt
Organism: Trichomonas vaginalis G3
Lineage: Eukaryota; Parabasalia; Trichomonadida; Trichomonadidae
Product: DNA repair DEAD helicase RAD3/XP-D subfamily member family
Exons: 1
Coding region: 1-4287 (1428 amino acids)
Biological process (GO): regulation of double-strand break repair via homologous recombination; telomeric loop disassembly; negative regulation of DNA recombination
Cellular component (GO): nucleus
Molecular function (GO): DNA helicase activity; DNA binding; hydrolase activity, acting on acid anhydrides, in phosphorus-containing anhydrides
Source: RefSeq, a predicted model, not a curated record